Heteronotia binoei (common prickly gecko) is the source of this 1464-nucleotide messenger RNA. It is a transcript of the gene EGR2, whose product is annotated as early growth response 2. The record is from RefSeq and is a predicted model, not a curated record. Lineage: Eukaryota; Metazoa; Chordata; Lepidosauria; Squamata; Gekkonidae. Gene Ontology annotation, molecular function: RNA polymerase II cis-regulatory region sequence-specific DNA binding; DNA-binding transcription factor activity, RNA polymerase II-specific. Gene Ontology annotation, biological process: regulation of transcription by RNA polymerase II.
UUGUCCGCGGAGCAAAUGAUGACCGCCAAGAUCGUAGACAAAAUCCCGAGUCUCGGCGGGUUCGUGCACCAGCUCCCCGAAAGCAUUUACCCCGUGGAUGACAUCGCUACCUCACUGCCAACUUCCGUGACCAUCUUUCCCAAUGGGGAUUUGGGAGGACCGUUUGACCAGCUGAGCAGUGCCACAGGAGAUGGCCUGAUCGGCGUGGACAUGAGUGAUAAGCGGCCCCUGGAGCUGCCCUACGCCUGCAGCGGCUUCGUCCCCCCGCCGGCGCGCGGCCAGCCCUUCACCUACAUGGGCAAGUUCUCCAUCGACCCGCAGUACCCCCCCGGCGCCGGCUGCUACCCGCCCGACGGCAUCCUCAACCUGGUCAGCGCCAGCAUCCUGCAGGGGGUGGCCCCCUCCUCCUCCGCGGCCGCCCCCUCGGCCUCUUCGGCCCCCUCGGCCUCGGCCGCCUCCUCGGGCUCUCCCAACCCGCUGGGCUGCGCCAUGGCGCCCUCCACCAGCGAGAUGGAGCACAUGUACUCGCCGCCGCCGCCGCCCCCUUACUCGGCCUGCGGGGAGCUCUACCAGCCCGCGGCGCAGCAGCAGCAGCAGCAGCACCAGGCGCACGCAGAGGGCGCUUCGGCGUUCCUGGCCGCCUCGGCCGGGCCCUACCCUCCGCCCCCUUCCUACCACCCCUCCCCCAAGGCGGGGGCGCCCGGCGGCGGCGGCGGCGGGGCAGACAGCGGCCUCUUCUCCAUGAUCGCGGACUACCCGGGCUUCUUCCCGCCGCCGCCGCCGCCGCAGUGCAGCCAGCGCGAGCUCCAGCCCCACGGCGCCGCCGAGCGCAAGCCUUUCCCCUGCGCCCUGGACUCGGUGCGCGUCCCGCCUCCGCUCACGCCCCUCUCCACCAUCCGCAACUUCACGCUCGGCGCGCCCCCUGCCGGCCUCGGCGACGGGCCCACCCCGUCCACGGCGGCCGCCCGGCUGGCCCCCGGCGCCUACGGCAGCCCGGCCCACCUGCCCCUGCGGCCCAUCCUGCGGCCACGCAAAUACCCCAACCGGCCCAGCAAGACCCCGGUGCACGAGCGGCCUUACCCGUGCCCUGCCGAGGGCUGCGACCGCCGCUUCUCGCGCUCCGACGAGCUGACGCGCCACAUCCGCAUCCACACGGGCCACAAGCCCUUCCAGUGCCGCAUCUGCAUGCGCAACUUCAGCCGCAGCGACCACCUCACCACCCACAUCCGCACGCACACCGGCGAGAAGCCCUUCGCCUGCGACUUCUGCGGCAGGAAGUUCGCCCGCAGCGACGAGAGGAAGCGCCACACCAAGAUCCACCUGCGCCAGAAGGAGCGCAAAGCCGCCGCCGCCGCCGGCCCGCCCGCCUCCGCCUCGGCCAGCGGCGCGCCCCCGCCCGGGCCCCUGUGCUCCGGCGGCGGAGCCGGCUUGGCCUCCUGCUCCUCCCGCACCCGGACGCCCUGA